UACCCCCAUCUGCCACCGCCAAUAUCUCUAGAAGCAGUCUAUCAACAGCCAGCUACGGAUACAAGCGCGAACCAAACCUUUGGUUUACCAACCCACCUACAGAUCAACAGUUCAGACACCGUGAAGUCGGCACGCACCCACCAGAACCUAGAUGCACCACCUCCGCACGAAACCGCAACAGGUCAGUGGCUCCCAAGCCUGCACAACAACCCCGCCGUACUCGGCGAACAGGGCUACGUUGCACCGUCAGAUAUGGUGGAGGGGUCUUCCAACGAGUUUUGCCCCGAUUCGAGCUUCUAUCUCUACGACCAUAACGUGGAAGUAGAUGAUGAGGUCGAUGUUCACCAGUUUCCGUCAUUCGAACUUGCCUCAAAACUUCUACAACAAUAUCUCGGACAGGUCCACGGUUGGUUGCCAAUGAUACCUCAGGAUUUCGAAGGCCAGGUCCGCAGGUACUACGAGGAAUCGCAAAUGGUUCCUGCUGAAUGGCUAGCAAUGCUGAACUUGGUUUUUGCCAUUGGAUCCAGACACUAUUACCUGAUAAAUACACAGAGACAGGCAGGCGAAAACCAACGACAUGAACAUGCAUUGUACAUGUCGAGAGCUAUACAACUUCUUAGGUCUAGGAGCGCUGAUCUAUUGACCACAUCUCCUAAUUUACCUCUGGUCCAGGCGUUUGGACUUCUUUCAUUCUACCAAUUAGCAGUUGGCUACGUUGAAAGAGCAUGGGUCACGAUUGGACUUGCGCUUCGCGUCGGCAUCGCGUUGGGUAUGCACCUCAAGAACAAAGAAAAUAGUUCAUUACCUGAUAAGACUGACGAACUUUCACGCGUUUGGUGGAGUUUGCUGUCACUCCAAACGUUCUUAUGUUCUGUCACUGGCCGUCCUUCCGCCAUUCCACAAUAUGAAAUUAACACCCCAUUUCCUCGCCUUCCGGCUGAGUACCGAGAAGGACGUUCGGAAAUAGCAUUGCAACUCAACUUCAAGAUUUCCGUCGUUGCGCAGUGGGCUAUGUCGUCUCUAUACUCGGUCAGAGCAGCAACUCUUCCUUGGCCAAGCAUCCAAAAGCAGGUCGUGAAACUAAAGUCUGAACUCGAGAAGCUGCUCCCAGCAAUAUCAGACCGGGAGCGGUUGAUACUUCACUUCAGCUGGUUUGAUUCCAUGAUAUUAAUCACACGUCCCUGCCUCGGAAGGCGCAACGACAACGCAGGGCCAUCAUCCAUCGAAGCGCACAAAGUUGCCGCGGAGUGUAUUCAAGCGGCUCAAGGUGUUACACGACUGCUCCCUGACGAACCUAGCGAGCGUAUAUUCCAGAACGGGCCUUGGUGGUGCCUCUCACUGUACAUCAUGAGAGCCAUGGCUGUUCUUCUCCUAGCACAAGCCCAUCAGUCUUCUACUUCAACCAAUGACGACAUGAGCUUAAACAUGUCUACCAAGAAGCUAAUUCUGUGGCUUCGAUGGAUGCGGCCAAUGGACCCUGUCGCCGAUCGAGGCCUGAACGCAGUGUUGAACACUCUUCGCCGCUCGCAAAACCAUGCAAAUUUUGCAGAUGUCUUUGAGCAAGAAUCUGCGGAUGCAUACGGAGGUUACCUGCUUGUGCCUGGUAGAUGGGAGGUUGAUACGAGUGCAGUAUAUCCGCAAUUGCACCCUGAAUUUGAGGGGUUCGACGACCCCGACUUCCUGGAUAGCGUAUUGUCGCUGUCGUCGUUGCCUAUGCCUCCAGUAUAUGGCAGUGCGUUUGCAGUCGUAGACAGUUCGUGGGAUUGGUAAUGUGGUACUGUUGGGUUCGAUUGGUUGAGGAUCUGGGAUUUCCACAAAGUCAGUCCUUACUGGCUAGAACACUUUCUCGGAACAUCCAUAAUCCUCAUG
This is a messenger RNA of Dothidotthia symphoricarpi CBS 119687, 1869 nucleotides long. RefSeq lists its product as uncharacterized. Gene Ontology annotation, molecular function: DNA binding; zinc ion binding. NCBI's taxonomy places the organism in Eukaryota, Fungi, Ascomycota, Dothideomycetes, Pleosporales, Dothidotthiaceae. Gene Ontology annotation, biological process: DNA-templated transcription. The coding region runs from base 253 to 1770 and encodes 505 amino acids. The record is from RefSeq and is a predicted model, not a curated record. The transcript has 3 exons.